Messenger RNA from Pyricularia grisea, 309 nucleotides. RefSeq lists its product as uncharacterized. The transcript has a single exon. The record is from RefSeq and is a predicted model, not a curated record. The coding region runs from base 1 to 309 and encodes 102 amino acids. Lineage: Eukaryota; Fungi; Ascomycota; Sordariomycetes; Magnaporthales; Pyriculariaceae.
AUGAAUGAACUUAACGUCUCGCUCCGCCACGGCCUGGUGGACGUGUUUCAAGGCGAGACCGUGGCGCCGUACAUGCCGCCACACUUCUCGAGCCCGCAGAUGACGACGGCCUGUACGUUCAUCCUGCUCAAGAACGGGCAGGAUGUGUCUCCACACUCAAUCCUGGACAUGCACGCUCGCUCAAUUAGGGGUCCUCCGGAAUUAUCAGCUCGUAGCGGCUUCAGAACGAGAAACUUCAUCGGGGAACCAGGCCAGACCAUUGCUUCUUCUGUUAUUUUUGUCCCAGUAACAUCGAGUAGGACUACAUAA